AUGAACAACAGCGAGCGAAAUCCCAUUACAGAUGAUUUUAAAGAUAUUUCACCUUUAGCCAUGCAGCUUGUGGCUUAUAUUCCAUCAGCAAUCAUUUUAUCUUUGGGUAUUAUAACAAAUAUCACUAUCUUAGUUUCGUUAAUCAAGAAAGGAUUACAUAACGUCCGAGAUCUCUUUUUUUACUUGGUUACUAGUUUGGUCAUUUAUGAUAUCGUAUUACUUGUACUCUACUGGCCGUUAGCAUUAGUCCGAAAAUCGAUUCCGUGGCCGUUUGGAUCGUUUCUUUGCUAUUUUUUCAAUCUCUUACCUGUCCUAUGCAAUGCCGGUCCAUCUCUAACUGUUGUUGCUAUGGCUAUCCAUCAAUAUCGAGUUAUUGUCAAAUCAGCUAAUCCAAGUCCUUCUACAACAUGUAAAAGAAUUAUUUUAGCAGCCAUCUUUUUUACAGCACUAGCUGCCACUUUUCCCGACCUCCUUUUCACAGCUUAUACAUAUGCCUAUGGCUUAUUUAUCGGGCCAGUAGCGUAUUAUGAUGAUGCUGUUCGUGUUUGCUUCGUCUAUAUCGGUCGCCAUUAUAGUAAUUUUCAAGAUCCAUACCAUAUUUAUUGUAUCUCUCUCUACGUAACACUUUAUGUUAUCCCUUUGAUCAUCGUAGUAAUACUUUAUUAUCAAAUUAAAAGAAAUAUCAAGAUUGACGAUACAGCUACAAAUUCUGCAAUAACAGUUACCUAUGGUGAUAUAACGAUACACAAAAAAUGGGCAAAAAUGACAUUAAUUCUAAUGAUUACAUUGCUACUCUUUUGGACUCCGGAAUACAUUUUCUAUUUUGUCUAUAAUUUUGGAUACCUUCGAUAUCGCUUAGGCUAUUAUCGCCGUUACCAGAUUACCUACUUGAUUUGUCAGCUUAUUACUGUUAGUAAAUGCAUCGCAAAUCCCGUUAUCUAUGCUCACUUUUUUCCAGAGUGUAAGCAAUCGUUGCGAUCUAUUUUUACCUGUUCAUAUAUCAAACGGAAAAGCGAUCAGCCCGAUAUGAUCAAUUUAUCUUUAUCAGAAAACAAAAUUUAG
This is a messenger RNA of Trichoplax adhaerens, 1062 nucleotides long. RefSeq lists its product as uncharacterized. The record is from RefSeq and is a predicted model, not a curated record. Gene Ontology annotation, molecular function: G protein-coupled receptor activity. The transcript has a single exon. Gene Ontology annotation, biological process: G protein-coupled receptor signaling pathway. Lineage: Eukaryota; Metazoa; Placozoa; Uniplacotomia; Trichoplacea; Trichoplacidae. The coding region runs from base 1 to 1062 and encodes 353 amino acids. Gene Ontology annotation, cellular component: membrane.